Aspergillus niger is the source of this 381-nucleotide messenger RNA. RefSeq lists its product as hypothetical. The transcript has 2 exons. The record is from RefSeq and is a predicted model, not a curated record. The coding region runs from base 1 to 381 and encodes 126 amino acids. NCBI's taxonomy places the organism in Eukaryota, Fungi, Ascomycota, Eurotiomycetes, Eurotiales, Aspergillaceae.
AUGUCUUUUCCGAGGAUGGGUAGAUCGUGGAUUCAGGGACGACCCAACGAUGAGCCCGACCCGGGAGCCCCACGAUCAGCCAUGGAAAACCAUCUCAAGGGUCUGCCAACUCGCGAGGGAAAACUCGGCAGAGGAAGUAUUCGAUCUGCCGGGCCCGUCUCAGGGCUGAAUAAUGAAAUUCAUGACCCAGGGGUAAGUUCUAGGUCCGGGGCCGCGAUUGGUCGCCGCCUGGCUGGGCAGCUGCUUUUACAUCCCGAACUAUGGACGAGAACGAAUAGCCAUACUUGCUACCAGUUCCUCCAUCACUCUUGUGCUAGAUUCCAAGCCUAUCAGAACGACAAAUAUUGUGACCCACUGUUUCCAGCAAAAGUAUGUACCUGA